Rotaria sordida is the source of this 2268-nucleotide messenger RNA. NCBI's taxonomy places the organism in Eukaryota, Metazoa, Rotifera, Eurotatoria, Philodinida, Philodinidae. The record is from the annotation of a GenBank genome assembly.
AUGAUAGUGCAAUGUUGGUGUGAUGUACAAGUUUCAAUAGAUCGAAUAAAAGGAGAAUAUAGUAUUAGUGUUAAUAAUAAUAUUUGGCUUCAUUCCUCAAGUACUGCUUUAUAUGUUGAUGAUCGAUGGUAUUCAUCAAAUGAUAGUUCUCUUCUUCUUAUUGAUACUCUUGUAUUCCAAGGUGAUGAUCCGGAUUUUGGUAAUUGGAAUGAAACUCAAUUAAUUUAUAAAUUAAAUCAUGGUGAAACAGUUACGAAUGUCUCUGCACAUAUUCGUCAAUGGAAUUCUAUUUCAUCAAUAACAUUUCGUUUGAAUAUUGGUACAAAAGAUUUAACAAAUAAUAUUAAUCUUAAUAUGGAUCAAGUUCGUACUGUAUUUCCAUCAUUUAAAAUUGAACAAAUUGAUACAAAUGAUUAUCGAGGAUAUUUUACAUUUGAAGGUGUUAUGAUGGGUUAUGAUGAAAUGCAUGCAGGUAUUUGGAAAUCAUCAAAUACAGUUAUUAAAUCAGGUAUGGAAGCUGGACCAGUAGUACUUUUUAAUUUAACUCAACAUGGACAAAAUGAUGUUAUUAUUCUUUCACCAUUUGCUCAAUUUAUGGCAACAUCAUUAAGUCAACAAGAUAAUAUAUUACAAUAUGGUGUUAUGGGUUCAAUAAAAACUAUUCCAGCUAAUUAUAAUCAUACAAUGAUUCUUUUUUAUUCAUCUAAUGGUAUUAAUGAUGCUUUACGUCAAUAUGGUAAUAUAAUGCAACGAGCAUAUAAUCGAGAUAAACAAUAUCGUAUUAAUGAUAUAACUAUAAAUUAUCUUGGUUAUUAUACAGAUGGUGGUGCUUAUUAUUAUUAUAAUACAGAAUCAGAUUUAAAUUAUGAAGAAACAAUAUUAUCUGUUCAUAAAAAAAUAACACUUCCAUUUCAUUAUAUUCAAUUAGAUUCAUGGUGGUAUUAUAAAGGAUUAAAAGGUGGUGUAAGUCAAUGGAAAUCUCGACCUGAUAUUUUUCCUGAUGGUCUUCCAUCACUAUAUCAUCAAAUGGAUAAUAUAUCAUUGGCAGCACAUAAUCGUUAUUGGGCAUUAGAUACAGUUUAUUCAGAUAAAUAUAAUUUUGCUUUUGAUAAUAUCAAUGAAAUGUCUUUACCAAUAGGAAAUGAUUCAUUUUGGAUUGAUUUAUUAAGUGAUGCAUCACAGAAUUGGGGUCUUAUUAUGUAUGAACAAGAUUGGUUACAUGCUCAAACAUCAAAAUUUAUUCCAUUACGUACAGAUAUCAAUCUUGGAGAACAAUGGUUAAUGUCAAUGGGUAAAGGAGCAGAAAAAGCUGGAAUUACUAUUCAAUAUUGUUCAUCAUAUCCUCGUCAUGCAUUACAAGCACUUGAAAUUCCACGAGUAACACAAGCACGAGUAUCAAGUGAUUAUACAUCACAUAUUGUUCAUAAAGGUAAUCAAUGGAAUAUUGGAAUAACAAGUAUGUUAGCUGAUGCACUUGGUAUUGCUCCAUUUAAAGAUGUUUUUUGGUCAACAUCAAAUGAACCUGGUUCUUCAUAUAAACCAUCUGCUAUGGAACCACUUCCAGAUAGAGAAAUAGUUCUAGCAACACUUUCAACAGGUCCUGUUAGUCCAGGUGAUGCAAUUAAUUAUACUAAUAUUGAACGUAUUAUGCGAUGUUGUAGAAAAGAUGGUCUUAUUUUAAAACCAGAUCGACCAAUAACAAUGAUCGAUUCAUUAAUUGCUGAUUGGGCUGAAAAUAAUGGAAAUAUACAAGGAGAGCUUUAUUCAACUCAAACAACUAUAAAUAAUCAAACAUUUUCUAUUAUAUUUGCAUCAUCAAUGCAAAAAGAUUAUUUAAUAUAUCCUUCUAUGAUUAAAGGUCAAUCAGGAAUUAUAUGGUCGUAUGAAAAUUCAACUGAUAUAUCUAUUUUUGAUGAUACUCAUCCACUUUACAUACCAUCUAAUAAAUGUAAUAGUUCAUCAUUUUGUCUUUGGUAUAUAUCACCAUUAUGGCAAUUUAAUGAUGUUCAUCAUACACAAUAUGCAUUUAUGGGUGAAUUAAAUAAAUGGACUUCUGUUAGUCGACAACGAAUUAAUUCAAUAGAUAUUAAUUUCGAUCAAGGUCAAACAGCAAUUACUAUUAAAGGGCCACCUGGUGAAAUAAUUUCAUUAACUGUAUAUCAUUCUGCAUAUGGUAUUCGUUCAAUACCAUGUUAUAUUUCACCUCCGACUGGUCAAGCACUUAUGGUAAUUCAAUUGUUUCAUAUUUCUUGUACGGAAAUAAAUUAA